AAUUGAGCAAGCAACCGGAAGCUUAUCUUGCAGUUUACAAGAGGUGUUGCGACUUUCCAGCGUUUUUUUUUCUGUACGUCUGGGUAACAGCAACAGCAAAAAUGUCCGAAAGAAAAGUAUUGAAUAAAUACUACCCUCCGGAUUUUGAUCCGUCCAAAAUCCCGAAGCUAAAGCUCCCCAAAGAUCGUCAGUAUGUGGUCAGAUUGAUGGCUCCAUUUAAUAUGAGGUGUAAAACAUGCGGUGAGUACAUUUACAAGGGGAAGAAGUUCAAUGCACGCAAAGAGACCGUUCAGAAUGAGACAUACAUGGGACUGCCUAUCUUUCGUUUCUACAUCAAAUGUACCCGCUGUCUUGCUGAAAUUACAUUUAAGACUGACCCAGAGAACACAGACUACGCCAUGGAGCACGGCGCAACGCGAAACUUCCAGGCAGAGAAACUCAUUGAGGAGGAGGAGAAGAGAAUCCAGCAGGAGAGGGAAGAAGAGGAACUGAACAACCCCAUGAAGGUGCUGGAGAACCGCACAAAGGAUUCAAAGUUAGAAAUGGAGGUUUUGGAGAACCUGCAGGAGUUGAAGGAGCUGAAUCAGAGACAGGCUCUGGUGGACUUUGAGGGAAUGAUCGACCAGUACAGAGAGAUGGAGAAGAGGGAGCGGGAACGGGAGAAAGAGGAGGAUGAGCGUGAAAUGAAGGAGAUGUUGGAUCGUGCUCUCGUGAAAAGACUCAGAGAAUCUGACUCUGAUUCAGAAACAGAAGAAGAGAGCAGCAGCAAACAGUCAAACAAGUCCAGCUCAGACAAACCAACAGACAUCCUCACUGCUGACAAACCAACAGAGGCAGAGGGAGCUUCAGCUGGAGGAGCAAAGAAGGCCAAGGUGGAGAGCUGGGAGAGGAGUGUCGGGACGCUGGGUGGUAAAGGAGCAUUAGGUUCACUGGUUGUCCGAAAGAAACCAGCAAUGACUGUGAGCAAACCCUGUUCAGUAACGGAAACUGCUGCUCCUAUCUCACAGACAGAUUCAAAGCCAGCGACGACAGAUGCUUCUAAACCCGUCACCACACAAAAUGGGUCAUCAUCCCUCAGCCUGUUGGGGGCGUAUUCAGACAGUGACAGCAAUGACAGCGAAUGAGAACAAGAUGACUCUAGUGACUGACAUACAAUUGUAUGUAUGGUGCAGAAAGGAAUACAGUGCUUAAGCCCUGUUUGUAAUGCUGUACAGAUAUUGAAAUCUCAUAUAAAUCAGCUUAAGGAUUCCCCCCCCCCCAGUUGUUUAAAUCCAGUCAGAUCCACAGAAAAAUGGGUCUGUUUGUCCUGUGACUAUACCACCUGUAUAUUUUAAUGUUUAUUAAAAUGUCUGUACUGUUUGUAUGUAGCAUUUUUUUAACUUGGUGUCUUAAAAACAUAUUAUAAUGCUGGUGUUUCCAAGCCAGCAGAGAAGCAUAUGUGCAUAUUUGGGUUAUUUCUCAGCUUGUCCUUGGUCUCGAUGGCUGGUGUCCUGCAGGUUUUAGAUCUCACCCUGGGUCAACACACCUGAAUCAGAUGAUUAGUUCAUUACCAGGCCUCUGGAGAACUUCAAGACAUGUUUAGGAGGUCAUUUAGCUAUUUAAAUCAGCUGUGUUAGAUCAAGGACACAUCUAAAACCUGCAGGACACCGGCCCUCGAGGCCUGGAGUUUGACACCUGUGCCCUAAACGCACCACCUAAGAGCCAUCCAGGUCCAGGAGGGGGCAUCCUAAUCUAGUCCCCAAACCAAUUCAACUGACGUCCUUCAUUGUGGAACAGUAGAAGUUCUGCUCUUGUAAAUGAACAAGCUCCCCACCUUGCCUCAAAGGGAGAGCCCAGACACCCUUCAAAGGACGCUCAUUUUCAACAUUUGACCACAAAGCCAAGAUAAGUCAGUAAAUCAGUAAUCCAAAUUCAUUUGUGUAGUUUCCCCCCUCCACAGAUGGGAUUAACUGGAUUUAACUUUCAUUUCAUAUACAUAAACUGGCUUCACCUCAGGCAGCCAGCAUUAUUAAAAAUCAAAAUACACACUGUAGUGUGUAUUAUUAUGUAUUAUUAUUAUGUAUUAUUGUGUAUUAUUAUCCAGAGCCCAGAAUAAAUUAAGUAUUUGUGGAA
Molecule: messenger RNA, 2112 nt
Organism: Neolamprologus brichardi
Lineage: Eukaryota; Metazoa; Chordata; Actinopteri; Cichliformes; Cichlidae
Gene: yju2
Product: YJU2 splicing factor homolog
Biological process (GO): mRNA splicing, via spliceosome
Cellular component (GO): U2-type catalytic step 1 spliceosome
Source: RefSeq, a predicted model, not a curated record